CGCUCUCUCGCGUUCGCGUUUGCUCGGCGCCCUAAUUCCGAAACCUUAAGCUAUGUCUUAUUCUUCGGGCCAGCCUCAGUUCCGGUACACGCAGACGCCGUCGAAGGUGCUUCACCUUCGUAACCUUCCAUGGGAGUGCAUGGAAGAAGAGCUCGUCGAACUUUGCAAACCCUUCGGCAAGAUCGUCAAUACCAAAUGUAACGUUGGUGCCAAUCGCAACCAGGCCUUCGUUGAAUUCGCAGACUUGAAUCAAGCGAUCUCAAUGGUUUCAUAUUAUGCUAGUUCAUCUGAUCCUGCUCAGGUUCGUGGUAAGACUGUGUAUAUUCAAUACUCGAAUAGACAAGAAAUUGUCAAUAACAAGAGCCCUGGAGAUGUUACUGGGAAUGUGUUGCUGGUUACAAUUGAGGGUGUGGAAGCUGGUGAUGUCAGCAUAGAUGUUAUUCACUUGGUGUUUUCCGCUUUUGGGUUUGUGCACAAAAUAGCAACUUUUGAGAAGGCUGCUGGGUUUCAGGCAUUAAUCCAGUUUAGUGAUGCUGAGACCGCUUCUUCUGCAUGUAGUGCAUUGGAUGGAAGAAGUAUACCCAGAUAUCUGCUUCCAGAGCAUGUUGGAUCAUGCCACUUGCGCAUCUCAUUUUCUGCUCAUACUGAUUUGAAUAUCAAGUUUCAAUCUCAUCGUAGCAGGGACUACACAAAUCCUUAUCUUCCUGUAAAUCCUUCUGCCAUUGAGGGAACCAUGCAGUCUACUUUAGGUCCAGAUGGGAAAAAAAGGGAACCUGAGAGUAAUGUGCUUCUUGCUUCAAUCGAAAAUAUGCAAUAUGCUGUCACAGUUGAUGUUCUUCACACGGUAUUUUCAGCAUUCGGUACUGUCCAGAAAAUAGCCAUCUUUGAGAAGAAUGGUGGAAUGCAAGCACUAAUUCAGUACCCUGAUGUCACGACGGCUACUGUUGCUAAAGAAGCUUUGGAAGGACAUUGCAUCUAUGAUGGUGGCUAUUGUAAGCUUCAUCUGUCAUACUCUCGUCAUACUGAUCUCAAUGUAAAGGCUCACAAUGACAGAAGUAGGGAUUAUACAAUCCCUGAUGCAGGAUUGCUGCCACUGCAACAAGCUGCGGCUAUACCUACUGCUACAGGUGGCUUUCAAAGUCCACAAGCUGCAACAAUGUAUCCGAAGAAUGAAUAUGUUGUGAGCGCACAGGCUUCUGUUUCAGAUGGACAAGCGGCAUCAUGGGAUCCUAACAUGCAAGCUGGCAGACAAACUUUUGUGUCUGUUCCAAAUGCAUUUCCUGGUCAAACAUACCCACCUGGUGCAUAUCCUCCGUAUGCUCCUGCAGGAAGUUAUCCUAUGGGAACUGUUCCUGGCUCAUCUCACCAACAGCCUCAGCAGGGUGCCGCUGGUGUGGCUUCUCAGAGAUUACCUCAAUACGGUCAGCCAAAUGUGUGGCCUGGUGGUGCGCCGCCACCUACAGGACAGCCUCCAUAUUAUGGCCAAUAAGCUUCGCAUUGCUGCAGCUAUUCUCUCGUGCCUGUUGUCCUCCAGAAGUGGAAUGCAAAUAUACAAUGAAGAUCUGUACCCAAUUUUAAUUCAGAAGGAUUUGGUCUUGGGGCAUCUUCUUAGCCUUCUGAUAUGAUCGCCGUGUGCCUCUGCCCUCCAACUUUGCUAGAGGAAAAUACUGUGUUUACAUUUCUAUCAUUUGAUGUUAUUGGGUCAAUUAUG
This is a messenger RNA of Telopea speciosissima, 1711 nucleotides long. Its product is annotated as polypyrimidine tract-binding protein homolog 1-like. The record is from RefSeq and is a predicted model, not a curated record. Gene Ontology annotation, biological process: regulation of RNA splicing. Gene Ontology annotation, molecular function: mRNA binding. The transcript is spliced from 10 exons. Bases 53 to 1489 code for a protein of 478 amino acids. NCBI's taxonomy places the organism in Eukaryota, Viridiplantae, Streptophyta, Magnoliopsida, Proteales, Proteaceae. Gene Ontology annotation, cellular component: nucleus.